GGUAUCAAGUCUUAGAGGCACUGCUGAGUCAAGACGAAGCAAGUUCUCACCAAGAUCCAAAGGAGAUACACCUCCCAAGGGGUUAAAAGGACAGGAUGAAGACUUCAAUCCUGACAGGGCUCAUCUUGGUCUUUGCCAUUUGUUUCCCGUUCAGCGAGAGUCAGCCAUCACAGCGCCGGCCAAGAGCAAAGACAAUCAAUAGUCGACCAGUACAAAGUUUGCCUGCCAGGACCUCACAAAAUAGAUCUCCACCCACGCAAGUCAGUAGGAAACCUCAACCCCGUUCUCAUGCCUCUGCCUCACCUGCACUGCCACACAAAGCAGCCAGCCAAUUAUCUUUAAAUUCUAGGACAUCAAGCAAAAAGAAAAAACCUGUCCUGACAUCAAAAAGGCAAAGUCUACAAGUCAGUCCUAAGAAAAGUACAUUGACCUCUGCCAAGAAAGGCCUGACCCCCCUUCCAUCUGGUUUAACAAGACGAAAUACUCCACGGAGCACAAGUAAAACUCUAAAACAGCCGAAAAAAAAUCAGAAGACGACCGCCAAGAAACAGUCAAAACGGACGGCAGCAGCACCAAAGCCAUCUCUAUCUGUAAAGAAAAGUCAAAAUGCAUCUAAAAAAAUCCUGUCCACCUCUGCCAAGAAGCAGCUGAAUUUCCCAAGAGUGGCUAAGGAGGCAUCAAAACAAACUUCAACUUCAAAGAAAAGUUCACAGAAGUCCAAGAAAAUCCAGGCUAGGCCUGCUAAGAAACAGUUACAACAACGCACAACUAAAUCAACUCCCCAAAAAAAAGUAACUAAGAAGAAAUCUCAAAAUACUUAUAAACUUACCAAGUCUGUAUCCAAAACACAAACUAAGUCCACGACAAUAAAAAGUUCCCCCAAAACUUCUUCAGCUCCAAAGAAAAGACCAACUAAAUCUCGUGAGACUCUGCCAUCACCUGCCGAGAAAAAACAGAAUCGGGCAAAAGCAGUUAAAGCAGCCCCCAAAAAAAGUUCAGCCAAAAAGAAAAGUCUAAAGAAACAAAAAAAUAAACAGUUAACGCCAGUCAAAAAAGGGCCAGCUACGGCAACAGCAACGAGAGCAGUAUUAAAAGUCAAAAAGAAAAAUCUAACCACACCUAAAAAGACAGCAUCUACAUCUGCCAAGAAAAGGCUCAAUCAGCCAAAGAAAGUUGCAACAAAAAAGAAAAUAUCUAAAGCCAAAAAUAAAGUGUCAAAGAAACCCAAAACUUUACUUCACCUGCCAAGAAACAAGUGA
Lutra lutra (Eurasian river otter) is the source of this 1259-nucleotide messenger RNA. RefSeq names its product histone H1-II-like. Lineage: Eukaryota; Metazoa; Chordata; Mammalia; Carnivora; Mustelidae. The record is from RefSeq and is a predicted model, not a curated record. The transcript has 3 exons. The coding region runs from base 96 to 1259 and encodes 387 amino acids.